AUGAACUCAAGCGCCCCAGGCUGCCCCAUGGCUUCUCUCUAUGUGGGGGACCUGCAUCCUGACGUGACCGAAGCGAUGCUCUACGAGAAGUUUAGCUCGGCGGGGCCUAUCCUUUCCAUCAGGGUGUACAGGGAUGUGAUCACACGCCGCUCCCUGGGGUAUGCUUCUGUGAACUUCGAGCAGCCUGCUGACGCAGAGCGUGCUUUGGACACCAUGAAUUUUGAUGUCAUCAAGGGCAAGCCAGUCCGUAUCAUGUGGUCUCAGCGUGAUCCGUCACUACGCAGGAGUGGAGUAGGCAACGUGUUCAUUAAAAAUUUGAACAAAACCAUUGAUAAUAAAGCGCUGUAUGAUACGUUUUCUGCUUUUGGCAACAUCCUUUCCUGCAAGGUGGUUUGUGAUGAAAACGGCUCCAAGGGCCAUGGAUUUGUACAUUUUGAGACCGAGGAGGCAGCGGAAAGAGCCAUCGAGAAAAUGAAUGGGAUGCUUCUGAACGAUCGCAAAGUGUUCGUCGGACGGUUUAAGACUCGGAAAGAACGGGAAGCAGAACUUGGAGCAAGGGCCAAGGAGUUCACCAACGUUUACAUCAAGAAUUUUGGAGAUCGCAUGGAUGAUGAUACCCUGAGUGACCUCUUUGGCAGGUUUGGGCAGGUCCUAAGUGUGAAAGUAAUGACCGACGAAGGUGGAAAAUCCAAAGGGUUUGGCUUUGUCAGCUUUGAAAGGCACAAAGAUGCGCAGAGAGCGGUGGAUGAGAUGAACGGACAGGAGCUCAAUGGAAAACUCAUUUACGUUGGUCGAGCUCAGAAGAAAGUGGACCGGCACACGGAACUCAAGCGCAAAUUCGAGCAGGUGACUCAAGACAGGGGAGUCAGGUACCAGGGUACCAACCUCUAUGUGAAAAAUCUUGAUGAUGGUAUUGAUGAUGAGCGUCUCCAGAAAGAAUUUUCUCCCUUUGGAACAAUCACCAGUACAAAGGUGAUGAUGGACGGUGGUCGCAGUAAAGGGUUCGGUUUUGUGUGUUUCUCUUCUCUGGAAGAAGCCACAAAAGCCGUUUCAGAAAUGAAUGGUAGAAUUGUGGCCACAAAGCCACUGUAUGUAGCUUUAGCCCAGCGCAAAGAAGAGCGCCAGGCUCACCUCACUAACCAGUAUAUUCAGAGAAUGGCGAGUUUACGAGCUGUGCCGAACCCUGUGAUCAACCCCUACCAACCAGCACCUUCAGGUUACUCCAUGGCCACUGUCCCAAAGACUCUGAACUGUGCUCCAUGCUGCCCUAACCAAAUUGCUCAAGCAAGGCCAAGCGCUCGCUGGACUGCUCAGGGUGCCAGGCCUCAUCCAUUUCCCAGUGUGCCUGGUGCUAUCAACCCAGGUGCUCCUAGAUCAUCGUUUACUACCGGAAGACCAAGUUCUUCUCUUGUUCCUCAAGGCCUGUCAGCACAGCACAUUCCUAACACAUCAGCACAAACAGCGGCUCAAUGUCCAGCGGCAGCUUUUUCCGCUGUUUGCUCUGUUCCACAGUAUAAGUAUGCUACAGGGGUCCGGAACCCCCAACAACACAUGAAUGCUCAGAUGGUACAACCGCCUGCUGUUCGCGUACAGGGUCAGGAACCUUGGACUUCUUCUAUGUUAGUAACUGCUCCCCAAGAGCAGAAGCAAAUGUUGGGAGAAAGGCUGUUUCCUCUCAUUCAAGCCAUGCACCCGACUCUGGCCGGUAAGAUCACUGGCAUGUUGCUGGAGACUGAAAACUCGGAACCACUUCAUAUGCUUGAGUCUCCAGAGUCCCUGCGUACUAAGGCUGAUGAAGCUGUGACCGUACUCCAAGCCCACCAAGCGAAAGAGGCUGCCCAGAAAGCUGUUAGCAAUGCUUCCGGUGUCCCAACUGUUUAAACUGACCAGAGACCUCGGAAAAGAAACUCAGAC
Acomys russatus (golden spiny mouse) is the source of this 1914-nucleotide messenger RNA. Its product is annotated as polyadenylate-binding protein 1-like. Gene Ontology annotation, molecular function: RNA binding. Bases 1 to 1881 code for a protein of 626 amino acids. Gene Ontology annotation, cellular component: ribonucleoprotein complex. The transcript has a single exon. The record is from RefSeq and is a predicted model, not a curated record. Lineage: Eukaryota; Metazoa; Chordata; Mammalia; Rodentia; Muridae.